Acanthosepion pharaonis is the source of this 819-nucleotide messenger RNA. NCBI's taxonomy places the organism in Eukaryota, Metazoa, Mollusca, Cephalopoda, Sepiida, Sepiidae. The record is from the annotation of a GenBank genome assembly.
AUGCUGACAUCGGUAGAUAUAUAUAUUUUACUCAUCAUUUUUUUCUUCUUUCUUUUUCUUUUUUUCUUUUGUCUUUUUCCUUUUUCUAAUUUUUCUUCAUCUUUCUUUUACUUUUUCCUCGUUUCUCUCUUUUUGUUUUUCUUUUUUUCUCUUACUCUUUUUUCUUUCUUUAUUUCUUUUUUCUUUUUCUUUUGUCUUUUUCUUUGUCUUUUAUCUUUUUUCUUCUUUGUUUUUCUUCUUCUUUGUUUUUCUUUUUCUUCUAUUUCUUUUCUCUUUUUUCCUCUUUUCUCUCUUUUUGUUUUUCUUUUUCUCUCUUACUCUUUUCUUUCUUUCUUUUUUCUUUCUUUGAUUGAGUUUUUUUUUUUUGUUUUUCUUUCUUUUCUUACUUUUCUUUUUUUUUCUUUUUUUUCCCCUUCUUUCUCUUUUCUCCUUUUUCUCUUUCUCUCUCUCUUUUUCUCUCUCUCUUUCUCUUUCUCUCUCUCUCUCUCUCUUCUCUCUUUCUCUUUCCUCUCUCUUUCUUCUCUCUUUCUCUCUCCUCUCUCUUUCUUCUCUCUUUCUCUCUCCUUCUCCCUUUUUCUUCUCUCUUUCUCUCUCCUUCUCCCUUUUUCUUCUCUCUUUCUCUCUCCUUCUCCCUUUUUCUUCUCUCUUUCUCUCUCCUUCUCCCUUUUUCUUCUCUCUCCUCUCUCUUUCUCUCUUUUUUUCUUUCUUUCUUUCUUUCUUUCUUUGGUAAGUUUUCUUUCUUUCUUUCUUUCUUUGGUUAAGUUUUCUUUCUUUCUUUUUCUUUGGUUAAGUUUUCUUUCUUUUUUUUUCUUUGGUUAA